Molecule: messenger RNA, 2660 nt
Organism: Melopsittacus undulatus (budgerigar)
Lineage: Eukaryota; Metazoa; Chordata; Aves; Psittaciformes; Psittaculidae
Gene: ZNF710
Product: zinc finger protein 710
Exons: 5
Coding region: 93-2021 (642 amino acids)
Biological process (GO): regulation of transcription by RNA polymerase II
Molecular function (GO): DNA-binding transcription factor activity; RNA polymerase II cis-regulatory region sequence-specific DNA binding
Source: RefSeq, a predicted model, not a curated record
CUCCCGCUUCCUUCCUGCGCACCCAGCGCCGGGCCCGCACCGCCGCCGCCCCGCGGAGCGCACGCCAUGACAGCGUAGGCAGGCGGUGAGCCAUGGAUCGCUUCACGGAGUGCGGGACGCAGACGGACGCGGUGGUGGUGCUGUCCCUGGCACAGGCCGCGGUCCUGGGCUUGGUGUCGGACAAUGAGCUGCUCGGUGCCACCGUCAGCCCCGCUGGCUUCUUCCCGGCGCUGGGUGAGGAGCUGCUGGACACAGGGGAGCCCGAGGGUGAGGGUCCUGUGGCCGCGGAUGGGCAGGAGGAGGAUGCCCUGGAGCCAGGGUCCCCCCUGGAGAAGCAGGCACGGAGGAGGAAGCGGCCUCCGGUGAGGCUGGUGCCCAAGGUCAAGAGCGAGCAGGCGGAGGAUGAGGCUGCACGAGAGGAGCCGGUGGUUGCAGAGGAGGAGGAGGAGGAGGAAGGCAGGCAGCAGCAGCAGCAGCAUCAGCAGCAGCAUCAGCAGCAGCAGCAGCAGCAGCAGCAGCAGCAGCAGCAGCACAGCCGUCGGGCCCCGCAGCAGGACCCCAGCCUGGAGCACACGGUGCAGAGCAGUGCAGUGAAGAUGAUAGACCUGGGUUCCCUCGGCAGGAAGCCGCGGCGGCUGCGGCACCUGCGCCGGCACCUCGAGCUGCAGGGCUCCAAGCGCCGCAUCGGGGCCGGUACAACCGAUGGUGCCGCGUCCCCCGGUGAGGCACCCGCAUCCCCCGAGCCCGUGAAGAGCGAGCCUGGCUGCGGGUGGCAGGAGCCUGGUGAGCUGGAGCCGUCCGGAGCCACCAGCGAGCGCAACAAGAAGGCGCAGCUGGACCGGCUGGACAUCAACGUGCAGAUCGAUGACUCCUACCUGGUGGAGGCCGGUGACCGGCAGAAGCGCUGGCAGUGCCGCAUGUGCGAGAAGUCCUACACCUCCAAGUACAACCUGGUGACCCACAUCCUGGGCCACAACGGCAUCAAGCCGCACUCGUGCCCGCACUGCAGCAAGCUCUUCAAGCAGCCCAGCCACCUGCAGACCCACCUGCUGACCCACCAGGGCACGCGGCCCCACAAGUGUGGGGUGUGCAGCAAGGCCUUCACCCAGACCAGCCACCUCAAGCGGCACAUGCUGCUGCACAGCGACAUCAAACCCUACAGCUGCCGCUUCUGCGGCCGCGGCUUCGCCUACCCCAGCGAGCUGAAGGCGCACGAGGUGAAGCACGAGAGCGGGCGCUGCCAUGUCUGCGUGGAGUGCGGGCUGGACUUCUCCACGCUCACCCAGCUGAAGCGCCACCUCUCCACGCACCAGGGCCCCACGCUCUACCAGUGCCUGGAGUGCAGCAAGUCCUUCCACUACCGCAGCCAGCUGCAGAACCACAUGCUCAAGCACCAGAACGUGCGGCCCUUCGUCUGCACCGAGUGCGGGAUGGAGUUCAGCCAGAUCCACCACCUCAAGCAGCACUCCCUCACACACAAGGGCGUGAAGGAGUUCAAGUGCGAGGUGUGCGGGCGCGAGUUCACCCUGCAGGCCAACAUGAAGCGGCACAUGCUGAUCCACACCAGCGUCCGCCCCUACCAGUGUCACAUCUGCUUCAAGACCUUCGUGCAGAAGCAGACGCUCAAGACCCACAUGAUUGUGCACUCACCGGUGAAGCCAUUCAAGUGCAAGGUCUGCGGGAAGUCCUUCAACCGCAUGUACAACCUGCUGGGACACAUGCACCUGCAUGCGGGGAGCAAGCCCUUCAAGUGCCCCUACUGCUCCAGCAAGUUCAACCUGAAGGGCAACCUCAGCCGGCACAUGAAGGUCAAGCACGGGGUGAUGGACAUCAGCCUGGACAGCCAAGAUCCCAUGAUGGAGCUGGCUGGGGCCGACCACACGGAGCUGGAUGGGCAACAGGAGAUGGAUGACUUCGAGGAGGAGAACUCUUAUGGCUAUGGGGGGGUGGGCAACCCUCCGGACGAGCACACCCUGACGGAGCAGGCCAUGAAGGAGAUGGCAUACUACAACAUGUUGUAGCGCAGGAGCAGGCUGCCGGGGCUGUGUGGAUGCUGUGUGCUAAGCGGAGGUGAAGCACCGACCAGACCCGCACCAACCACCCCUGGAGGGAGGGCUCCGGCUGGGGUUGGUGAGGGAUUGAACAGCACUGUCCAAAGCCUUUGCUGGUGGCAGCUGCCAUGGGCACAAUGGGUGCAGGGGGGGCUCAGCCCUGGUCUGCUGCUGCUGGAGCUCUCACCACUGGGGGGGGUCCUGCCUGGAGCGGUUAUGGCAAAUGCCUCCAGCUCUGCCCUUGCUUUGCCCUGCUCCUGCCCUGGCUCCUGCGCACCAGGCUGAGCCAGGACCAGCCCCAGCCCCGGCACACGCUGAGCCGCAGGCAGGGCAAGGCGCAUCCGGACAAUGCCGUGUUACUGAUUCUACCUCCUGGCGCUGCCCCACGGCCGUGUGGGGCUGCAGCCCCAGCCCUGAGCUCGCGGGGGGCAGGAGGGGCCGUGGGUCUGGCUGCAGGCCGUGGGGCAGGUUCGGUGCCGCGGUGCCGGCUGUGGCGAUGCCCCCGAGCAAUGAGCCUGGCUGGAAAGUAAUUUAUUUUUGUCAGACGUGCCCGUGGUUGGGUUCAACUUUCACCAUGUUCAGUUCCCUUCAACCAAUGUGCUUUGUAAA